Molecule: messenger RNA, 600 nt
Organism: Penicillium odoratum
Lineage: Eukaryota; Fungi; Ascomycota; Eurotiomycetes; Eurotiales; Aspergillaceae
Exons: 2
Coding region: 1-600 (199 amino acids)
Source: RefSeq, a predicted model, not a curated record
AUGCGCGCAGCAUCAAUUCUUUCGUUCCUCACCUUGGGCGCCUUGGCCUCGGCCUCGGCGUUAGCAGUUGAAUCUCGGUCUUCACCUUCUGAGGCAUAUUGUCUGUAUGGUUAUGGUGAGGGAGUUGGUGGAUUGACACUGUACUAUAGCGAAGGUAAUGCAGUCAUUGGCAAAAAAGCGCCUCCAAAUGCCACUGAAGUAUCCUGUAAGUCAGCAAGCCCCUUUCAUCAUCACAUCGGAUAUUUAUAUGGUUCUCAUGCAGUCACCCCUUCCUCUGGGGGUUCCAUUGUCGGAAACCCACGCAACGGCACCUCAAAGUCAUUCUCGGACCAGGAACUCUUUAUUCCCACAAGCUCGAGCAAUCACCAGAUUGGCUUUACCAGCAAUUCAACUGGGAAUAGUCACCAGGUGACCAACAAGUUUGUUUGGUAUGGUCAUUUCCUCUUGGUUGAGACUGAGACCGGCGAGUACACGUCGCUGUUCUAUGCCAAAAAGACGGAAUAUGAAGAUCUGUAUUUCCUGCAGUGGAAUGUCACGGAUGAGGACGAUGGAGAUUUUAUUUCGUUAUCAAUGAGAUCGAUUGCGCCGUCAAAUGCGUGA